CAUCAGUUCUCUCCAUAACACCAGCACAAGUUAACAAAAGUUAGCUCUGGAGGUUUCACUCUUCAUUCAGCUAUGUCAGAAGACUCGGAAAUGGCGGUGGAUGCAACGCCUGCUGUAGAAACAGUCCCUCAAACUCAAACGGUCUCGAAUCCUGGACCUAGCACCCAUGACCGUAUCCAAACCCUUACAGACUUCCACAUCCGUCUUCAGUCCAUCCGACAUAUACCUUCGUUACUUUUGAGGCAUCCGUCUGGAUCAUCGCUGUCACACACACCCGAAUUCACCUCUCCAUUCGAUCCAGCCGACCACGACUUUGCAGCUCCAUUCCACACAACCCCGACCCAAGACUUUCGCACCCUAAAAACCAUAGCUGAUGCCCUGCGCUCUGAAAAGCUACAAGAAGCGCUAAAGGUUGCCCGCGAGAGCGAAGACGCAGAUAAAAGCGACCUCGGAUUGUUCCAGAGAGACAGUCGCAAGCGGAAGCGACCACUGUCGCCAGUCGGCUCGCCUCAGCCUUACAUACCGCCGCCGCCACGGACGUCAUCAUUGUUCCCACCUAUUGAGGACGAGCCUUCACGAUUGCGUGCCGAGGGACUGGUAGAAUAUAUUCGAGAAUUCAACAGAGGUGACAUAAAGUUGCCCCCCAGUCCAGGGACCAGUGGAUCAUUCCAACCAAAAUGCAGAAUAUGCCUAUGGUCAAGAACGCGCUCGCCACAAUUCCACCAAUCGAUCAAUGGGCCUCGACCAAAGUUGACUAGUCCCGUUAUCUUGCGAUUUACAAUCGAGGACGUACUUACGGCUUAUAUCUCCCUCGCGUUCACCCGCUUGGAGGAUCCGCUCCUUGUAGAGAGCGUAACUGCCUUUGGUCCCAGAGAGAUGAAGUUGCCCCACAUGCAGUCCGAUUAUCUCGCGUUUCAAGUACUGUCUCAGCAUAUUGCAAAAAUGACACAAUCACAUCCUCAAGUCCCUCUUCAGACGCUUAUUCAUCUCUUGGUAUCUUAUCAGGGCCUUUUUGUUGACCGGUGUGCUAGUUGUGAACGGGUGCUGUCGGCUGAGGGCCAUGUCCCUCCGGCUGGGCGACUAUGGAUUCCUAGGGGUGCUCAGCAACCCAUCGAUCCCAAUACGGACAAAACAGAUGAACCCGAUCCCGGUGUCAUCAUUAACCUAGACGCCACUCCUGCGAGCAGUCGAACUGCAGACCAUCCAGAUGGACAUUGGGAGUCGCGUCAUGUUACUUGUAUGUACAGCUGAUUCAGUAACAUUUUAGGCUUGAGAGACUGCGCGGUGGCUAAUCCAUUCAUUCAUUUUCAUUCCAUUAUGUGGACUGAUUUUUGACAUACGUAAAUUCUGCAGUUAACGGGUUUGGGCUUGACCCUGAAUUCAUUUGGGGGGCAAUAGGACGCAUUGUGUUGUUGAAUUCAAUGACGUUCUUGGAAUAGCGUCCCGCUUGGCUCGGAACAGCGUUCAAAGAGCAUGCUCGCGAUCGUGACAUCUCUGUGACGGACAAUCACUUUUUUUCGAGUGAUGUGUUUUACAAUUCACCGCUUUAUUCGGAGCGGCUUUCAAAGGGUACGGUCAUGGUAUCUCCGUGACGAAUUAUCACCUGCGUUUUUUUCCAAGUUCUUCAAUCCGCUUCCCUUGCAGUUGUCAUCACCAUGACGAAUUGUUAUCUGCGGUUUUUUAUUGCGCAGCGCUGAUGCGGCCACGAUACUAACG
Suillus clintonianus is the source of this 1716-nucleotide messenger RNA. RefSeq lists its product as uncharacterized. NCBI's taxonomy places the organism in Eukaryota, Fungi, Basidiomycota, Agaricomycetes, Boletales, Suillaceae. Bases 73 to 1251 code for a protein of 392 amino acids. Gene Ontology annotation, cellular component: mediator complex. The record is from RefSeq and is a predicted model, not a curated record. The transcript has 4 exons.